GGAGAGUAUUUUGCACCUUCCUCCGGGAGGAGUUUUGGGUCAAGUUCCGUGUUUUCUCGCUCAUUUCACCACCCCCCUCCCAGCGCUUACACCAUUCAGCCAAAACCUCAUGGAUUAUUCACUCGCUCUCAGUUAUUUCUGGGCUCGGUGCUGAAAAAAUAAUGAGCCGGUUUGGGAGGAGAAGCCCUGGAGGUGGGGGGAGUGCAGGGGGAGAGGAUCACACUGCAUGCCCUGCACUCACAGCACAGCAAGCUCUAACUCCCCAGGGCUCCCCUGUGCACACCCAGCUUUGUGCUGGUGUUUUGGCCACCCCACCCUGUGCCCAGCACCCUUGCGGGGUCCAGACAAACCCCACCAAGAGCUGGGGACCUGCACCCAUUCCUGGGUGAAAGCAGAGCAGGAGGCAGCUGGGAUGGGCUUUAGGAGCAGCACAUCCCAUUGCUGAGCAAUGGGUGCAGAGAUUAAAUACAGCUCUUCCUUUUUUACCCCUUUUGCUGAAGGCUGCCCCAGAAAACGCAACUUCCUCUUUAAGUAAUCGGUGCUCUGGAGAAAAAGCUGAAUUCUGUCUUUCGCUAUUUUUAUGGGGAUAUAAAGUUUUUUUUCACAGGAAGCAGAAACUUGCUGUGAAAAGCAUUUACCCACUGUGACUUGUUUUCCUUGGAAAAAGCAGGGAUUUGGAUUGGAAAGAGCCUGCAGCACGCAGGGUUGUGCUGCUUCCCGGCAUCUGCUCAGCCAGACGCCUGUGAGCUUCACCUCCUCUGGCAUCAGCUUCUAAACUAUAUUCUAACAUCCUACCUUGGGCUCCCGCCAUCCCCAGCUGGGCCUGGCUUUAUUUAGAAAGAGAAGAAUUGCUUUCUCCACGAAUCCUUCUUUCAGAAAUGGGUUUUAAGGCACCUCAGUGAGCCCCCGCUGCUGGGAUGAGAGCGAACCAGGAGCAAAGCUGAGGAACAGAACUCUUCCACCUCCUGAGACGUAACCCAGCCUGCUGUGGGGAACUGCUCCUUCUCCAGACCCCAGGUGUCUCCCCCAGCAGUGUACUGCCAUGGGGACACCUUCCAGGCUCAUUUCCUCACAGAAGCCACUCUCCAUCCUGUACGCUGAUCCGCAGUCAUCACCCCUUCAGAAACAUGCCUAGCAGAAAACAAUGCACUGUGGGGAUGUGUGACAAAGCAGCCUUGUCCCAAGCCCUCUGUGAACCACAGCAGAGAGUGGAGAAGUUGCAUGGACAUGGGGAUGCCAAGAGGUAGCCCCCACGGGCUCACAGAGCAGGUGUCCCAGCUCUACAGCCAAAGCAAAGCAAGAGGCACUUCCAAAAGCUGCCUGCCCCUGUCACAGGGGACACUCAUUUCCUGGGGCAGGAUCCCAACCAUCCUGGCUGUUCUUCCAUGUGGCUGUUUUCUGGCAGAGCCGGAUCAUGGUGUCCUGAGGAGGGAGGAAGGGGACCCCCGGGUGCCCUUUGGGAGUUCUCGCCAUGUGCUGUGGCUCCGUUCCCAGUCUGAGCUCUCAUUUCCUAUCGUAAAUGACUGCAUCCCCCUUCCUUUCAAUGGGGGAGCAAGCCCCCCAGUUUGUGACCGUGGGUGCACUGUCAUCAGCAGGGACAGGCGCAUGGAGACAGGGUAGCUGGGAAGGAGAGAUAGCCCUGAAAAACACCAACAGGUAGCAAACGAGGUUCCUGAGCACUGACAGGUCUUAGGCCACGUGACAUAUCACUCCCAUUGUCCUUUAUGGGGAGCACCAGCCAGAGCAAUGGUCUCUUCCUCUGAUCACUGAAGCCCACUUCAGGCAAUCAGGGCGGAUUCAUUUGUGGGUUUUGCAGCUCUUCCCUCUAUUGGCAAAGCUGCCUCAUUGAGCAAGAGGGGCCUGACAGGACUUCCGCAAACAGACUUCCUCUGCGGACCAAAGGGCAGCGGCACCGCAGCCCCCGUACUCCACCUAAACUUCCCAGGGGACCAAGAGCUGCAGCAUAAGCCAGGAUAAGUGAGGUAAUGGCAACCACAGUGACAGAAUCUGGCGGCGUGCGGAUCAUCACAGAGGUCAUCCCAGCCACAGACCCACGGGCAGCCCAGCUGGCCUCCAGCUCUGUCCGGCCCACUGUGUCUUCCUUCCAAAUCAGCGGCUUCAGGAGAGCACAGCCCAAAGUGCUGGGGACCAUUCACAUCGUCACUGGCAUCAUCCACUUGUGCUUCGGUGUCAUCCUGACCUGUGCAGAGCACAACAGUGUCCUUUCCAUUCCUGUGGCCAGCGGAGUCUUCUUCUGGCUCGGGGUCCUGCUCCUGGUUUCAGGCUCUCUCCUGGUGGAAAGCGAGAAAAGAGAGAACAUCCUGCUGGUGAAGGUGUGUUGCGUGGCCAACGCCGCUGUCAUCCUCAGCACGCUGGUGGCCAUGCUCAUACACAUGGUGGCCAUCACCCACAGCAUUCCUGGCUGCAGCAGCAGUGCCAGCAUGCCGCUCCUGGUGAGGCAGGAAUGGUGCUCCAGCGCUGAGACCAAGGCCCUGAGCAACGGCUUCGACUCCAUCCUCGUCCUCUUCGGCCUUCUGGAGUUCUGCACGGCCGUGGCAGCCCUGACCUUUGGCUGCACCGCCAUCAAGCAAUACAGCUACACACGCAUGGUGCUGUAGAGAAGACAAUGCCAUCCCUGCUGCUCCCCAGAGCCGGAUGGUGCCCAUCCCCACGCACUCCUAAAUACAAAUAUCCCAAUAAACGGCCUCUUCCCCAGA
Messenger RNA from Coturnix japonica (Japanese quail), 2717 nucleotides. Its product is annotated as membrane-spanning 4-domains subfamily A member 15. Lineage: Eukaryota; Metazoa; Chordata; Aves; Galliformes; Phasianidae. Gene Ontology annotation, cellular component: membrane. The record is from RefSeq and is a predicted model, not a curated record.